UCGUCAUUGUUGCAAACUUUACCGCGAUUCUCGUGAGAUCAACGCCGAGGAGAGAGAAUAUACAGAAAUAAACACAAGUAGCACACAAAAGUCUUGAAAAGUGUAAGUCUAUUUUCGACAAAAUGUCCUCGCCAAAUAAAAAGGUAAAAAAAGUCGAGGACCCUGGGGAUGGUACGGAGUAUGACCUUGAAAUUCAGAAGGCUCUCGAAGAGAUCGACGGUUGUCAGAAUCAAAUUGAUGGACUCAACGAGAAAGCCAGCGACGAGAUCCUCGAAGUCGAGAAGAAAUAUAAUAAACUGCGUAAGCCUUACUUCCAAAAGCGUAACGACAUCAUCAAGAGGAUACCAAAUUUCUGGGUCACUGCUUUCGUAAAUAAUAAAAAAAUAGCCGAUAUUCUCGAGGAAGAGGAGGAAGAUGCUUUACGAUUCUUGAAUAAAUUGGAAGUCGAAGAAUUUGAAGAUAUUAAAUCUGGUUAUAGAAUUAAUUUCCAUUUUGGCAAAAAUCCGUUUUUCGAAAAUGACGUUCUAACAAAGGAAUUUCACCUUGGUUCAUCGGGAGAUCCAGCAUCACAUAGUACGACAAUUCGCUGGAAGGAGGGUACAGAUUUAGUGGAAAGAGCAAAGGCGAAUGCCGCUCUGAAAGGCAGAAAAAGGCCACUAAUUCAUAGAACGUUUUUCACUUGGUUCGCGGAUCACGGUGAUCCAAGUUCCGAUGAAAUCGCCGAACUUAUUAAAGAUGACUUGUGGCCCAAUCCUUUACAGUAUUAUUUGGCUCCCGAUAUAGAGGGCGAAAAUGGAAUCGAGGGUGAUGGUGAAGAAGGUGAAUCCGAAGAAGAGGAGGAGGAAGAAGAUGGAGUCGGAGAAGAAGGUGAAGAGGGCGUCGAGGUCGAGGAAGGAGAAGACAGUGUAGAAAUAAUGGAAGACGGACCCGAAGAAGAGGAAGAGGAAGAGGAGGAGGAGGAAGCCGUGAUUGAAAACGAUGAUGGGGAAGAACCAGAAUAGAGAAUAAGGUAACUCGUACAGUUGAAAAAAAGAAAAACCAACAAAACAAUUCGAAAGAAUAAUUAUGUGACGGAAACAUUCUUGAAAACGAAUGUUAGAAUAAGAAUUGUCGCGCGCAAUUACGAACACCUGCCUGGAGUCUUUUAUUAUAUAUAAUAAUUAUAUUAAAAUUAGAAUAGGCUUCAAUUUAAGUUCAGACAUCAAGCAGGAGCUCUAAUCGACAAAUUGCUGUGCACACAAAAUCAAUUUUAUAAUAUAAAAAACAAAAACUUCCCCGAACGAGGUACAAUUGGCAAUCUAAUAGAGACGAUAAAAAAGAAAAUCUUUCGACAUCAUUUAACAAUAAUGCGCUGUGCGCAAAAGACAAAUGAGAAUACAUCUUAAGUUUGCUUUUAUUUUACUAAAAAAAAAAGAUGAAAAUUUAAAAAAAAUGACAAUCCGUAAUAUUAAAAUUGUGUAGAAAAAAAAACACGUUACAAUAAUCAGACUUGUGAUGUAUUUGUAAAAUUUAUUGAGUCUAAAUAUCAGUCUUAUAUUGUAACGUGUCACACGGAUUUCGUACGGGAUGAAGAAGAUAUUUUAAAAUCAAACUGACGAAUAAUUUUUAUUUAUUGAGUAGUAUUUUUUUUUUUUAAAUAUAUUGUAGAUAAUUACGUGCAGUUAGUGAUUUACUUUUUUUUCCCCGUAAACUUUUUUGUUCGUUAUUUAGAGAUGCAAAUGUGAUAUAUAUUUUUUUUACUUAUGAAUCUCGGUGCGUUUUCUUGUUUUCUGUUUUAAUUUUUCAUUUUCACAAUUUGUAAAUAGAUAUGUAUAACGUCUCUCAGAGUAGUUUAAUGAAAAUAUUUCAAUUAUUAAAAAUAGAAGUUAAAAAAAAGUAAUCAAAGAUUGCCAUGUGCCUCGUUCAUUUGCAUCUUCCUACACUCUUUUUAAUUAAUAAGAAAGAAACUCAUCAUUCGCGUAAACUUCAAAACUGUUUUGCAUCGACGAACAUUAAAAUAUAUAAAUAUAUUAGAUUAAUUUUCAAGUAUAAGAAUAUUUUCGAUUACUUCUUUCAUAAAGGCGUUUGAAAAAAAAAAGAUUUAGAAAUAACAAUCAGGGAUUAUAAAACAGCAUCACAGAUUUUAACUUGUCAAACAUUGACGUAUUUGUGUCAAACAAGACAAAUCGUAAAAAAAAUAAAGUUGUCAAUUUCAAGUAUAA
Molecule: messenger RNA, 2201 nt
Organism: Leptopilina heterotoma
Lineage: Eukaryota; Metazoa; Arthropoda; Insecta; Hymenoptera; Figitidae
Gene: Set
Product: protein SET
Exons: 5
Coding region: 123-1001 (292 amino acids)
Biological process (GO): nucleosome assembly
Cellular component (GO): chromatin; nucleus
Molecular function (GO): chromatin binding; histone binding
Source: RefSeq, a predicted model, not a curated record